AUGCAAGACGUUGUACCCAUUGAGUUGACAUCCAGUGAACCAAAAGAGUGUCAGGAAAUCAAUAUGAAUGCCAUUCAAAACACCUCAACCACCAAUGCAACCAACAUAUCACAGUCCAAUGGUUUAUAUCAGACUGUUGUGGCAAACAAUCAGAUACAAGAGCUGGCUUCCGAACCCCCAACCAUUAAUACAGAUUUCAAUUCAAAUUCUCUCAGCAGUGAUUCACCACUUAUUUCACCGGGUUCACUCCAAUAUCUUGUCGCUGAUUUAUUUGCAUCUAUUGAGGCUAACAAUACUUAUCAUAGGAAACGCAAACUACAGGAUAUGCCACAAAACACUGGCACUCACACCAAACUUAUGGCGAUUGAGUGUCAAUCAUACGAUCGGUCAAAUAGAAAGGAUGGCAGUGUUAACCAUGGUGCUCAGUUGAAAACAACCAUCACCAAGGGACUCACUCAAAAGGCCUACAACCGAAAAGGCCUAAAGCCUAAAAGGUCUAAACCCCAAAAGGCUUAA
Oppiella nova is the source of this 516-nucleotide messenger RNA. The record is from the annotation of a GenBank genome assembly. NCBI's taxonomy places the organism in Eukaryota, Metazoa, Arthropoda, Arachnida, Sarcoptiformes, Oppiidae.